Onychostruthus taczanowskii (white-rumped snowfinch) is the source of this 2660-nucleotide messenger RNA. It is a transcript of the gene CUNH11orf16, whose product is annotated as chromosome unknown C11orf16 homolog. The transcript has 7 exons. Bases 235 to 1524 code for a protein of 429 amino acids. The record is from RefSeq and is a predicted model, not a curated record. NCBI's taxonomy places the organism in Eukaryota, Metazoa, Chordata, Aves, Passeriformes, Passeridae.
GGGUCACAGGUAUUGCAGUGUGAGGCCAGUUUUGGACAAGUUUUCAUGUUCCACUGUCAUAUCCACAAUUAAUCCCUGCUGCAGGAGCUCUUUUGUUAUGUAUCCUGCCUGGAUUGCUGAGCACCUUGACCCCAAAAGGGCUGACCCAUUUUCUUUUAUUCGAGGUGCCAAUGCAUCAGCCACUGCCUCCCCUCCCCUGGCCCAGCAUGGAAGAGCCUGGGGGAAUCAGGGGGCAUGGACAGCAACGUGCCUGUGCUGGCUAGAGGGGAACAAGAUGGAUUUUAUUACCCUGGUACAGUAAAAGAGGAGAUACAGAGUGAAAGAGGCACGUUCCUGGUAGAGUUUGCCAAACCACUAGUGUCACGUGGAAGGCAUCCAGUGUGUGUGCAAAAAACAGCACAGGAUGACAUCCUGGAAUAUGUGAAUGGGAUGAAGCACUCCUUGCUCCCUGGAGACAGAGUGCUGGCACCCUGGGAGCCAGAUAGGGCCAGGUAUGGCCCAGGAACUGUCCUCAGAGGCAUUGAGACAAGGGAUCCCUUACGAGCCUCAGAAGAUGAAGAAAUUACAGUCCAUUUCUGGAAUGACAAGCAAGUGAAACUCCCCCGUGGUGUGGCUCUGUGGAUCCCUCCUAGCCUGUGGGAGAGGAUUGUGGAGAUGAUCCACAUGCCCUUCACCAGCAGGCUGAAGCCCAGACCAAGCCAGGACUCUAACUCUUGUACUUGUUCCUGCAGUCCUAAGGCAGCCCUGAUUCCUCUUUGUGCUCUGUGUAGCCUUGCCAAGCACUGCUUUCUCCGCUCUCCCUGCUGGCCACAUUUCCACCACCACUGUGCUGGUGGUGUCUGCUGUUCAUCAGCCUGGGGAAGGUGCAUCUACUGCUGCCAUCCCUGUGCUGGUGCCUGGUGGCCUCUUCCCUCCAGGUCUCUGGUCUUUCAGGACAAAGCUGAAGAGGCAGAGUCCAGCAGUGAGCUCUCUCCAGGCCUUCUAGAACUGAAAGGCACAAAAGAAAGAGAAGCUGCAGCUGUGGCAACAUCUUCUCCCUCUUCUGAUUCAGAGAGGGACCUGAAGCCAUCCCCCACUAAGAGUACUCUGGGGGACAGUGCUGUUAACUCAGGCUCCGGCUGUCUUGAAAAGCCCAGGCUAAGGAAUUCUGCAAGACCUGAGGGGGAAUACUGGAAAAGAAGCUACCACAAGUCCCAUUCCAGUAAUUCAGGACCUGGAAGUUGUACAAAGGACCAUCUGGAAUCCAAAGUCAUCUCCAGUGGGGACAUGUCCAGUGUGGCCCCAGCUCAGCAGAAUGCAAUGUUUGAAACCACUGAGCAGACUCCCAGAGGGCAACUUACACUGAAAAAAAUCCUAAGAAACCAAGAUUUCAAGCCAUCAUUGAGGGAAGGCUUUGCAGCAUCAGAAGAACAAAGAUACAAAGCAGCAUCAGAUGAUAAAUGUGAAGUGACUUGUGCUGGAGCUGACAAACCUGAUGUUACAGACUGUCAGAGCUCACUUGCAGCAAAGCAGAGAGAGACAUGAUCAACCAGAAUUCAGUACAUGUACAACUGAUCAAGUUCAGGGGCUGAAAUUUCAGAAAUGACUGAAUUAGUACUGUCUUGGCUGAUGCAUAAAUGUGGAAGUCAUGCAUUGCUUGUUCCAACUUUAAUACUCUUUAACAGGACACAAGAUAGACCCAAAAAAUAAUUUAGGUUGGAAGACACCCUUAGGAUCAUAGAGUCCAACUGUAAACCUAGCACUGCCAAGUCACUGGUAAGGAUGAGGCUCACUACACUUUGUUUUGUCUUGUGUAAAACUCUAUUCUGCCCCAGUUGUUCUAGGAUUAACUGCUUACUGUGUAUGUAGUGCUUUGAAAUUAUAAAGGAGCUGCUUAAGAGCUAAUCACUUGGUGUGCUGUGUUUUCUCUAAUUUAAUUGCAGAUUUGGGCUCUGUAUUAGCCCUGCAGGCAGUGAGCUCCCUGCUGAGUUAGGAUAACAGAUCCCUAAGGGCACAAACUGAAUGGAAUUCCCAGAGUUCAGUGCAGUAGCUGGGCUGCAGGGCUGUGCUCACAGGGAUGGGCUGGCAGAGGUUGGCUCCAGUGUGCCCACCCAGCAGAGCACUGGCACCUGCCAGCCAGAGCCAGCACGAGAGCAGUGGAGCUGAGCACCCGCACACCAAACCUCUCAAUUCCUGCUCAGCACACACUGAGAGCUGAGCCCACACUCCUUACCCAGCAGCAGCAUCCCAAAUCCAGUUUGGCCUGGUUUUGUCUGGGAUAGAGCAAGUUUUCCUCCUAGUAGCUGGCAGAGUGCUGUGUUUUGGAGUUAGUAGAGUACAGUGUCGAUAACAAACUGAUGUUUUGGUUAUUGUUGAGUAGUGCUCACCCUAAGCCAAGGACUGUUCUCAUGCUCUGCCACUGGGGAGCUGCACAAAAAGCUGGGAGGGAGCAGGGCUGUGACAGCUGACCCAAGCUAGCCAAAAGGAAACUCCAUACCAUGGAAUGUCAUGUGUAUAAACACGCAGAGUUGCCUGGGCACUGGUCAGCGAAUGGUGAUCAACUGUACUAUGAAUGACUUGUUCUUUGCGGGUUUUAUUUCUCUCUCCCCUUUUCAUUACAAUUAUUAUUGUUAUUAUCAUUGAUAUUAUAAUAUUUUACUUUGUUUCAAUUAAUAAACUGU